UGAAGUAAUGCGACUGCGAUUACAUUUACACGUGAUGUAGUCAAGUUAACCAUAACAUAACAUAACAUAACAAUUUUCGGUAACUGAAACGCCAAAAGCGUUUAUCGACACCGAACGAAAGAAACGCUCGGAGCCAAUGGCGGAGGAGGAGGAAGACGACGAGAGCUUCGGCGACUUCACGUUCGCGUCGUUUCCGAGUCAACCAACCCAAAACGACACCAAUCCUCUCCACGACGACGUUUGGAGCGACUUCGUGAACCAUUCCAACGGCCACCUCUCGAAACCCUCCCACCCGUUCCCGGAUCCUCCCAAGAGCCACGUAAACGACGCCAACGCCGCCGCCGUUCAGGCUCCGAAGAAGCCUAACGGAGCUAUUCCGCUUUCGAUCUUCGGCGAGGAGGAGGAAGAGGAGCAGCAGAAACAGGAACCCGCUUCCGCUGAUGUUUUCUCCAACGGUGCUGCUGCGAAAAAGGGAUCCGAUGCGAACGGUUCCGUUGGAAUCACUGAUUUGAUUUCCAGGUUGUAUAAUCACAACGGAUCGGUUUCGGUAUCCGAUGUUGCUGCUCCGAAUCCAAGCGCCGAUGGACCAGCGAACUCGAACGGAAGCAAGUUGAAUCCGGAUGAGGAAGAGGAUGAGGAUGAGGAUGGGUGGGAAUUCAAGUCUGCGGAAUGGGAAACUGGAAACAAGAGCCACGAUGUUAAGGCAGAAGUGCCAAAGCACGAUAAUGGUGCUCUUGAUGUUGGGACUCUGUUGGAUUCAUCCAUUGGGAAUGGGGUUUCUGACAAAGCUGGUGGGUGGAACCUGGAGUUUGAGUUCAGUCCAAGUUCUGCAUCACAAGGUCAUAUGAACCCACAGCAGGUUCCAAAAGGUGAAUCGAAUGAUGUUGGAACUGGGUUUGCCAUGUUCAAUCAAAAUUUUGGGGAGUUGAGUGCAGGGUCAGGAUCAAAUCAAAAUUUGGAGGCACCAAAGAAAGCUGACAUUUAUCCCACUAAUUUUGACUUAUUCAAAUUUGAUGGUGCAACUUCCCAUGGUACUAUUGAUUCAUCUCUCACAUCAGUAUCUCAUCAAUCUGAUGAAUGGAACUUCGGAUUUAAUUUCAAUUCUAGUUCUGUGGGUGAAGACAGUCAUAGUUCAGAGUCAUACUUCAAGACCAAAAACAAUCAGGAUGAUAACAAAAGCAAUGCUUCCCCAACUAAUAUAAAUGUUGAUUCAAAUGUCAAUUUGUUUGAAUCAGGGAGUGCUGUUUCAGAAAUCGGAACAAAACACGAGAAGCCCCUAACAAGCUCAGAGAAUCGUAGGGAAGCCUUGCCUUUGUCAAUUUUUGGUGAUGAGAUACCAGAUAGUGAUGAACAUCCCGUGUCUCAAGAUUUAUCUCCCUAUACACCAACAUCCCCAGUAAGGAACAACACUAAUAGCCCUAGUUCCAACUUAUCUAUCAAUGACAUAUGGAAUUUAUAUAAUCAAGCUGAAAACCAAACUUCUCAUAAUGUGGCUCCAAAAGCAAGUGAAAAUCAGAUUCAUGCCUCCCCUGAAGUGUCAGGCUCCAGUUUGGUCACUGGUGAUGAUGACUUCUGGGACUUUAAGGAUGCUUCAACUGGAACCAGAUCUUCCCAUGAAUUUGAGCAGAAAACUUCUUUAAAUCAUGCGCAAGCCAAUGAGAAUGGGUUGCAGUAUUCCCCAACAGUUUUAAAUUCUGAUUUGACCAACGCUGAUGAUGAUUUUGAGGAUGAUUCAUGGGAAUUUAAGGAUGCCAUCUCUGGAACAGGAAGUCUGGAUCACAUAGAUUCACCACUGACACAAUUAUCAACAAAAUUAGAGCAGAUUGAUUAUGUGGAGUUUUAUAGCGAAUUGAAGGAUGAAUUGAGCAAUUAUGUUCUGUUCCAUCUUCAGAAUCUCAAGGAAACUCAAAAUGUUGCUGCUCUUUCGGGUGAAGAAGCCAAAGCCAAAGCUCUUAAGGAGGAAAUUCAGGAAUACUCCAAGAUACUGUGUCAGGAUAAUAUGAGCAUCCCCAAUGAAUAUCUCUCAGAGGAUUAUUGCCCGAGAAAUGUCCACUUUGAUGAGCUUUGUGAAGUUUUGAAGGAUGCUAAGUUCCAAACUGUUGAGUCAGAAUACCAGCUAGCAUCAAGGUUGUUGGCGGCCGAGAAGGAUAUUAAAUCAGCCAUGGAACUUUUGAAAGAUACAGUAUCAACUUUAAAUAUUCUCAAGCUGGGAUCAAGAGAAGUACAAUCUAUGUAUCUUACCAUAUGGUCCAAAAUAGCCUCUGUUUGUUCUCAAGAGCUGAAACAUGGUGCUUAUGUUUGGAAGCAAGCUGUACUACAAAAUAUCCAUGACCAGAUAUUAUCUAACCGGAAAGGUGUUCAGUAUAUCCUUGCACUCGGAGAAAUUUAUAGGGUGGCAGAAAUUAUUGGAGCUUCAGCCAAACUUUACAAACCCUGGAUGUUAUCAGGUUCCCUAGAUCCUAAAAGUUUAUGUGCCCUUCUGAAUGAGUGUUAUAGCAUAUGGUUGGAUUCAGGACUUGAAGAAGCUCUUCUGAGUAUAUCAAAUCAGAAUAACAUUGAGCCAGAUGACAUUUCAAGGGAAUUAGUUGAAUCCAUCAAGUAUAUUCACGAGCUUGAUGAGCAUGCACUUCAGAGCUAUGUCAUCUCUGGAGAACAAACUACUUGUCAGUUGUCCGCCUUGUCAGCUGGUUUCAUACCAGGGUUUAAUUUGGUGUCAUGGAAUGGGAAGCAUUACUUCGUCAAGCUUGCGAACUUGUGGAUCAAUCUAAUAAGUUCAGAUCCUCCCGAGAAGUAACACCUGCCAAUUCAACUAUGUCUCUCACAAAAAGGAGAAUAUUCCUUUCGAUUUUUCAGUGUGUUGUUUCGAGUUUAAGAAAAAUCAGUGAGAUUGUGGCGGGAUCCAUUGUUUUGUUAGUGGGGCGAGGCCUCUGGCAGCAGUUGUAGCGAAAGGAAUUGUGUAUGGGAUGCAAAUCAUGCUAUUGAGUCGGAUCAAGCAAAGUCACCGAUUAAGUUCAUUCUUUCUUAAAUAGGUUACCAUUCUUUCAGGGGAAGCUUUAGAACAAUAGCCAGAUGUUACGGGUGUAAGAUGUAUUACUAGUGAUAAUUGAAUUAUAGUACUGCAUAGAGUAUAAUUCUGGAUACGAUCCAGUUAUGCAGAGGGAAUGAUAUUGCGUAAUUAUCAAAGAUACUGGUGUUGUAAAGUAACUGGGAUUCUUCCCUUAACAAUAUUACACAAUAGUUUUUUUUGGCAUGAUUUAAAUUAUUAAUAGUUUUAGCAA
Messenger RNA from Cajanus cajan (pigeon pea), 3278 nucleotides. RefSeq lists its product as uncharacterized. The record is from RefSeq and is a predicted model, not a curated record. NCBI's taxonomy places the organism in Eukaryota, Viridiplantae, Streptophyta, Magnoliopsida, Fabales, Fabaceae.